UUUCAGUUGAUUAGCUACGACGUUGUGAUUGAUUGAUUGAUUUUGUUUAUUAUUGUUUUUUAUUACUUCGAUCUAAAUGAUUCUGUGAUCCAGAUCUUGAAGAAAAAAAAUGUUUUCCAUCAUCAUAAUCAUCAAUAAUAAUAAUCAACAUCAUGAUAGUAAAAACAUUUUGAAUAGAAAAUCAUUUAUGAAUAAAAUGUUUAUCAUCGUAACAAUAUUGUUACUUAUCAACAAUGAUUUAUCAAUGACAGAAUCAUUGGAAUUACGUGCAAAUUGUGGUUUUCCCGGUAAACCAUAUCGUUCGAAAAUAAUACCUGAAGAAAAAUCUGUCUAUGAUGAAGGUGAAACAGUAAGAUUUCAAUGUAGUGAUUAUGAAUCACCACCACAAAUGCGUAAAUGUGUAAAUGGUGUUUGGGUUGGACCACCAGCACGUUGUGGUGAUUUUGUUAAUAAUGUUGAACUUAAUGAUGCUAAAUUAUUAGAUAUGUCAUUUGGUUUACCGAUUGAAAAAUUUCAUUAUCGUAAUAUAACUUUAACAAGUAUGGAUAAAAAUUUUCCAAAUUCAUUUUUAUCACAUCGAUAUCCAAAUCAUCGUCUUCGUAUUACAAAUGAUCAUGAAUUUAUGUGGAAAUUGAAUUUUACUCGACCAGCAGUAAAAUUAUUUGUACGAGUGAAUUUUAAUUUUAUUAAUUUCACAUUAUUAGAUCAAGCAAUCAGAAAUAAUUUUUCCUUCUAUAUUGAUGUUGAAAUCAGUCCAUAUCGUACAUGUAAUCUUGAUUAUCAAAAUAAUAAUGCAUGGCGUGAUAAUGGUAAUCGUAUUGAUUCAUAUUUUACAUGUGAAGCACAUUCCUAUCAAGAUCUACAACGUGAUCUAGAGAAUCCAAAUAAUUAUAUGAUAAUGCGAACAAAAAGUUCACAUAAUUUACCACAUGAAUUGGUGGCAAUAUUUUUUGGCACUGUUUAUGGCAAUGAAAGUGAACCAAUUUGUGGUGAACCAGAAACCGAUUUUGGACAAACAUAUCGUGUACGACAAGAACAUCAUGAUUAUAUUAUUGAUUGUUUAGAUAGUCAUUGGAAAGAUGUAACACCAAAUACCUAUAAACAUUUUAUUAAUCAUCAAAAAUGUAUUGGUGAUAUGAUAUGGAAUGGUACAAAACCACGUUGUAUACCUAUACGUAAUUGUCCUAUACAAAAAAUAUUGAAUAAUAAUCGAAGAAAUUUUAAUGAAAAUGAUUCGGAAAAAAAUCCAUUAGUUGUUGAUGCUAUACUUGGAUAUUAUAAUUUUAUCGAUAAUCAAACAAUCUAUGCUAUUGAUGGUACAGAAAUUGUUUAUGGAUGUGCAUCAAAUGAUUAUAUCGUAGUGGGUAAAGAUAAACGUACAUGUAAACGUGAUAUGACAUGGUCAGGUGUUGAACCAGUUUGUAAAUAUAUUAAACAAACAAAUGAAGUUGUCGAAUCAUCAAACUAUCUAGUUAUAAUCAUUAUUUUUAUGGGAACAUUAUUAUUUUUAAUUAUAUUUGCAUCAAUUAUAUUGUUUUUAUUCUAUACAAAACAUUUAAAGAUAACAAAAAAAGAUGAUCAAAAUAAUGGUAAUAGUAAUGAAUCAUCAACACAAAAUGAAUGGCAAGGUGAAAAUUAUUAUGAUAAUAUUGAAAUGAAUUUUAAUCAUCAAACUGGAUUAAUUGGAAUUGGAUUGGGUGGUAUUGGCCCAGGUAAUACGGGUGUUGGUGUUGGUGUUGGCGGUGGUAAAUCAAACGAUAUUUUCUAUGAUAUCUAUGAAACAGUCGAUAGUAAUAAAGGUGAUAAUAAUAAUAAUAAUAACACUACUGCCAAUAAUCUAAUACGUUAUGUUGAACCAAAUCGAUAUUUUUUUGGUGAUGGUGGUGGUGGUGGUGGUGCUGAACAAUCAUUAUUAAAUCAUAAUUUAAAUAUGAAUAAUCAUCAUAAUAAUCAAAAAGAAAAUGAUUAUAUACGUAUGUAUGGAUCUGGAUUUAAAGUAAAUGAAACUGGUAUUUUAACAUCGUCAAACAAUAAUAUUAACAACAACAAUAACAACAAUAACACUACUACAUCAAUCAAUAAUAAUAAUAAUAAUGGAUCAAAUACAACGAUAACAUCAUCAACAUUAACAUCAUCGACAAUAUUACCGAAUACAGGAAUGAUCAAUAAUAAUAGUGGUAAUAAUGGUAAUACAUCAUCAUCAUCAUCACCGAUGCAACAUCAUUCAACAUCAAAUAUACGAUCAUCAUCAUCAAUACAAUCGAAACAGAUGAAAAAUCGUGAACCAUCAUAUCUGGAAGUGAUGCAAUGAAAAAAGGAAAUAAAACAAAACAAAAAAAAUGGCGCACACAAGAACAAACAAGAGAAAACAUUUCAUGUAUUUUUUUUAUAUUCCAAAAAUCAAAACACUCAUCAACAUUAUCAUUUUCAUAAUUUUUAAAAUAAUAAUUCAAUUUAACAGAAAAAAUUCAU
Molecule: messenger RNA, 2472 nt
Organism: Dermatophagoides pteronyssinus (European house dust mite)
Lineage: Eukaryota; Metazoa; Arthropoda; Arachnida; Sarcoptiformes; Pyroglyphidae
Source: RefSeq, a predicted model, not a curated record